Molecule: messenger RNA, 2313 nt
Organism: Xylona heveae TC161
Lineage: Eukaryota; Fungi; Ascomycota; Xylonomycetes; Xylonales; Xylonaceae
Product: pali-domain-containing protein
Exons: 3
Coding region: 1-2313 (770 amino acids)
Cellular component (GO): growing cell tip; plasma membrane; cell division site
Source: RefSeq, a predicted model, not a curated record
AUGUUCCGCCCGGCGACGCCGCUUUCUGUCCUCCUUCUCGCCGCCUUUGUGCUCCUGCUUCUCUCUACCAUUUCAACACCGAUCAUUAAGGCGAUUCCGCUGGCUACAUACAAUGGUGUAGAUUUUGGCGUGUUUGGAUAUUGUAAGGGCGAUCAAUGCAGCAGCAUCGGGGUGGGCUAUAACACUGAUGGAUUGUUUUCAAAUACGGAAAAUGACUUUUCCUUGCCGUCGACAAGCCGGCGCUCGCUCUCAUCCAUUUUGAUUGUCCACCCCAUAGCGGCCUUCCUCACCCUGAUAUUGCUCAUUCUCUCGCUGACCGCCCACUUCCAUUCUCCUUCUCAUUCGCCGCGCUACCUUCUCUUCCUACUGAUCCUUACGCUGCCUACUUUACUCGUUUCUCUACUUGCAUUCCUCGUCGAUAUACUACUUUUUGUUCCCCAUAUGCGAUGGGGAGGAUGGAUCGUUCUCGCAGCCACCAUUCUGAUCGUCGCCAGUGGCAUUGUCAGUUGCGCUAUGCGCCGGACUCUCGUUAGUCGCAGGGCAAAGCGAAAGCGGGUUGCCGAAAAUGCCGAGAUGAACGGACAGAAUUACUACAGCAACAUGCAAACCAGUCUAGCCCGCGCUGACUCUCCCCCGCCGCUCAGUGGUCAAUCGACUGCGCCUUUGUCAGGAACGUCGAGCAACCCAGACAAGCUACCUCAGUUUGCCACUUUUGAUGUGGAGCCCAAGGACCGUGCUAGCACUGAAGAUCAGAGACCGUUGAAUCCGACCGUUCAAUCGCCGCCUGACAACGUUGGUAUUGCAAUUUCCCCUGAUGGUCCCGUUCACGCUGGACCAAUGCCGCCGCCGGCGGGUAUGCGCCGGGGUCCAUCUGACCCAUCCUUGCGUGCCCAAACCGUAAGCCCUUCGAUUUAUUCGAACAGCUCUGGGGGCCCACCAUCCGGUGCAGGCCGAGGCCGUGGCAUGUAUCCUCCACGUGGUGACUACGGAAGGUCGCCGCCUCCUGGAGCUUUCCGUGGACCUCCGCCAGGCUACAAUGGCCCGCCGCGAGGAAGGGGCUCUCCAGGGCCUGGGCCUGGGCCUGGGCCUGGACCUUAUCAAGGUCCUUCCCCUAGCCCAUAUGGACCUCCUCGAGGCAGAGGCAGCCCGGGUGCUUAUCCAGGCCCGUAUCCCGGCCCAUAUGGACCUCCACGUGGAAGAGGUAGUCCUGGUCCUGGGCAAUUCCCUCGUAUGCCAUCGAACGGCUCGGUAGGUCCCCGAGGAAGAGGAUCUCCUGGACCGAAUGGACCUUAUCCACCUUCGGGUCCAUACGGACCUCCGCCAGGACCGAAUGGCUCCUUCCGUCAAGGUCCGCCUCCAAUGCUAUAUGGCGGCAUCCCAGGUCCAAGGGCGUCGCCUGGCCCAGUCAUGGGCCCUUCCGACCAAAAACUGGCCCUUAGACGAUCACCUCCUCCAGGAUUAUCUCCUGUUGGACCUGGCGAAGGUCCUGUCGGGCAGGCAAUAGAAAUGGAUGCCGCUACUUCUAAUCCAUCCUUUGCGGGCCCUGGACAUCAAAUUGUGGGCGGUAGUGGUUUAUCUCAGGGUCAACGCUCUAGCCCACUUCCCCGUGGAGGCAGCCCUGCACUCCCUGGGCCAAUGCCUGGAGCACUGCCGGAGGUUGAAGAACCGCAAGUCCCCCCGUUCCUGACGGCCUAUAUUCCUCCAAGAGCGGCAUGGAACAGAAGCAGAAAUGCGAGCCCCUCGGUUCCUAACGUCGCCCCAACCCCGCCGCCCCCGAUUCAGCCUCAUGAAGAGGCCCUCGUCCAGGGUCCUGUUGAGCUUCCCGCCAGCCCUCCCCCAAUGCCGGUUCAAGACAAUCCGCAACAUAGGCGAGUGGGUUCCAGCGACGACUACUACGAGGACGUGGAUUAUAGAUUUGUGGAACCUGAAGCCAUUCCGGGAGGUCACAUGCCCUCGUCGCUGAUGCCUGGAUAUGAGAUUGGGCCAACUGUUCCUGUCGCGUCUCAACCUGAUCCUAACCUUGCGGAGCAUCACUCAUACGAAGACCUUCACGAGGGCGCACGGUCGCCAGCUGCCAGUGAUAUCAGCCAUUUCACUUCGGUGUCUCAGCGCCCAGUCAACCCCAAUUGGCACCCUCCGCCGCCGCCACCCAACAUGAUGCCGCCAACUCGAAAACCCGUACAGCAGCGAGAGGAUGUGUUGCUUGGUGGAAACCCCGACUUCGAGCUUCCUUCAAGGGGUCGUGGCCGUGGUGCAAGAGCAGCUGGCCCGUACCCCUCCGGAGGCGGCCCAUAUGGUUCGAGCAACAUUUAA